GGGGCGUGGUCUCACCUCCAAGCCCCGCCCCCUGCUCGACACCCAGCCCGACUCGUGUCCGUCUCGUCUCCUAGCGACCCUCCGGUCUUCCCGGUGUGAGGAAACCCGUCCGGAUCCCCCAUGGAACCGAACCCGGAGUGAGCCGAGCCGCCUGAGGCUGAGCGGGCCGCCGCCAUGACCGACCGGUACCACCGGGCGGCCCGGGACGGGUACCUGGACGUCCUGAAGGAGGCCGCGAGGAAGGAGCUCAACGCCCCGGACGAGGACGGGAUGACUCCGACCCUCUGGGCCGCCUACCACGGAAACCUGCCGGCGCUACGGCUCAUCGUCAGCCGGGGAGGCGACCCGGACAGGUGUGACAUCUGGGGCAACACGCCGCUCCACCUGGCAGCUGCCAACGGCCACCACGCCUGCCUGUCCUUCCUGGUGGCCUUCGGUGCCAACGUGUGGUGUCUGGACAACGACUACCACACCCCGCUGGACAUGGCCGCCACCAAGGGACACAUGGACUGCGUCCGCUACCUGGACUCCAUCGCCGCCAAGCAGAUCUCCCUCAACCCAAAGCUGGUCGGGAAGCUCAAGGACCGGGCGUUCCGCGCCGCCGAGCGCCGCAUGAAAGACUGCGCCAAGCUGCAGAAGAAGCACCGAGAACGCAUGGAGAGGAAGUUCAUGAAGGAGUCGGCGGCUUUGGACAACCUGGACGCCAUCAGCUUCUCCAGCUACACCAGCGGCAGCACGCUGAGCCGCAAGUUCAACACCGUCACCUCCAACAUGCCAUACUCGCAGGCCACCCUGCACUCCACAGCCAAGGGCAAGGCCAAGAUCCAGAAGAAGCUGGAGAAGAAGAAGCAGGUGGACGGGACGUUCAAGAUCUACGAGGACGGGAGGAAGAGCGUGCGCUCGCUGUCCGGCCUGCAGCUCGGCAACGACGUCAUGUUCCUGAAGCAGGGCACGUACGCCCACCCCCGGGAGCGCUCGCGCCUCAACAUCCGCGACAUGUUCCCCCGAGACGACGACGACGCCGACACCGUCUCCCGAGCCAUGAGCGACCCGGGCCUCCACGAGGCCGCGUACUCCGAGAUCAGCGCCGACUCGGGCCGGGACUCCCUGUUCACGCGGCCCGGCCUCGGCACCAUGGUGUUCAGGAGGAACUAUCUGAGCGCUGGGAUGUUUGGGAUUGGCCGGGAGGAAGGGAGCGUAGCGGGCAGCGAACCUAUCGGCCGGGCGCCAAACGUCCGUCUGAGGGGAAACCUGCCGCGGCGCUCGCCCAGCUUGGACGAGGACAGCAUCGGCAGCGCGCUGAGCCUGCAGGAGAGGAACCUGCAGGAGCUGCCCUGGGAGGAGACGGACGUGGCGCUGGACGAGGACCUGGAGCCGGAGAACAGUCCUCUGGAGACCUUCCUGGCCUCGCAGAGCCUCGGGGAGUUCAUGACGAUCUUCAGGAGGGAGAAGAUCGACCUGGAGGCUCUGCUGCUCUGCUCCGACCAGGACCUCAGCAGCAUCCACAUCCCUCUGGGCCCCAGGAAGAAACUUCUGGACGCCUGCAAGAGACGACUGGACACCAUCGAGGAAUCGGAGGCCAUCGAAGACACCGAGCUCUGAAGGAUAAAAACAGAGUGAAGUGCCUCCCUGUACUGUUAAUGUUCCUCCUGCAGUCUGUGGAGGAGACUCACUGAAACUAUGAAGAGAAUGAAUAAACAUUUUUUUGGAAAGCUUUGCCACAAACACAAACACACAGUCUGCUCUGUGUUUGGAUCUCCUCCAGUCAACUUUAUCUUUACAUACUGUAUUAACUCACGUAUUAACGGAUGAUUUUAUGUAUUAGUGGAUGUACUUUACCUUUGAGUAUAAUGUUGAUUGUGUCUUUAUUGUACAGUUUUCUUACUUUAAACGUGUUAUUUUAUCAGUGGCACAUACACGGUGACGUACUGUUUAUGACGUUAUUUAUGAAUGAAAGUAGAGAGACGGUUGCUCUGCAAACACUGCUGCAAGAGUAAGGAGGUGAGGUCGAGUGUGUGUGUGUGUGUGUGUGUGUGUGUGUGUGAGCGUGUGUGUGCAUGUGUGUGCUAGAUAACAAUGUUAUCUCAGGUUGCUCUGGGUGUAUUUGGUUUCACUGAAGGUCUGUGUGUGUGUGUGUGUGUGUGUGUGUGUGCACUUGAGAGUG
Centropristis striata (black sea bass) is the source of this 2164-nucleotide messenger RNA. RefSeq names its product pre-mRNA splicing regulator USH1G-like. Lineage: Eukaryota; Metazoa; Chordata; Actinopteri; Perciformes; Serranidae. Gene Ontology annotation, molecular function: protein binding. The record is from RefSeq and is a predicted model, not a curated record. Gene Ontology annotation, biological process: sensory perception of light stimulus; equilibrioception; sensory perception of sound. The transcript has 4 exons. Bases 175 to 1602 code for a protein of 475 amino acids.